AUGGCGGAGGGGAAGGGAACGAACAAGUGUGGAUGUGAUUCAAAAUUGGAAAAUGGGCACAAAGAGGGGCCUUGUGAUGAAAGGAAUUGUGUAGAUUGCUAUGUGUGUUGUAUGGCCGACUGUCCUGGAUGCAAAGCGUUGCAAUGCGAAGAGCAAAAUGGGUGUAAAUGCAACCUUUGCGACUGCGGAUGCCAGAAAGACCCAGAAGUUAAAAAGGGCACAAAGGCGUGCCAUGAGAUCAACACAGAUAAGUGUAAGAAUUGCCUGACAAAAUGCAAAAAUGUAAAAAAAGGUGGCAGAUGUAAAUGCUACCUUUGCAACUGCGGUUGCAAUGGCGUGAAUUGUCAGUGCUGUAAGACGUGUAACCCUAAUAGCAAAUGUAGUGGAACGUGUGACCGUGAUGACCAACACAGCGAGAAAUGCGCACACCAAGAAAGGGGUGCGUGCGGGGGAACAGUUAACAUGGGCAAAUACCACUGUGCGGAACACCGGGACAGAAGCCAAUGCGACUUCAGCAGAUGCAAUCCAAUCUACUUCGGCAUCGGCAAAUGCCGCUUCAAAUGCACAAAUUGCGGCAAACUAUGUUCCCAAGAUCAAUGCAGGAUACGGAUGCGUAUUAUAAUCGUCGUCGCGAUCAUUUUAGCGUUCUUGCUUAUCUUGUGGGCCUUGUUUCCAAAAAAAGUCCGCGGGAUGAUGAUUAGAAUACGCGCCGCUCUCUCCAGCUCGCCCAGGCACACGGGCAGAUCCCUAAGUAAUCUCGUUGGUGAUAGAAUUCCCGACUAG
Molecule: messenger RNA, 783 nt
Organism: Babesia bigemina
Lineage: Eukaryota; Apicomplexa; Aconoidasida; Piroplasmida; Babesiidae
Exons: 1
Coding region: 1-783 (260 amino acids)
Source: RefSeq, a predicted model, not a curated record